Molecule: messenger RNA, 2014 nt
Organism: Aaosphaeria arxii CBS 175.79
Lineage: Eukaryota; Fungi; Ascomycota; Dothideomycetes; Pleosporales
Exons: 3
Coding region: 107-2014 (635 amino acids)
Biological process (GO): DNA-templated transcription
Molecular function (GO): zinc ion binding; DNA binding
Source: RefSeq, a predicted model, not a curated record
UUACUGGACACAGACUUCCGUAACCCCUGAUGUAUAUAGAUUUUCUGACUGGGGAAAGUCAAUAGACGUACAAGCGGAGCAUUGAUUGCCUUUUCACGAAUUGUACAUGGAUCAAUCUCGGAAACAAGCGUCUGGAAGUGCACUCGCACAAGGGUUGGGUCAAGCAGAGAAGCCAAGGAAAAAUGGCCGGGCAUGCACAAACUGCAGAGACCGAAAGCCAAAGAAACUCCGCACCGCCGCCACACAACCACCGGAUGUUGCGCUUGUCAAUUUUGCAAACUUGAAUACAACAAACGAAGAUCAGGACUUUUCAUCUACAAUCUCAAGAGAGACUCCGGAAUUGGGAACACAAUCAGAAGAAAAUGGGCAACUGGCGCGUGGAAACAUUGCAGACUUCCUUGACCAAGAAGAAUUACGGACAGGGGAGAUCGACCAUAUUGGCAGAAACCUAUUCAUUGGUACCGAAGUAUCCAACUUCAAUUAUCUCGUUCGGCAAGGAUCUAGUAACGCACGAUACGAUCACUGUUUUCAUUUUACAAACCGCCAGUUUCACCCAAAGUAUACGUCAUUUGACUCGGAUGCAUUGCCAGAAGAGGCCUUGAAGCUCCCCAGCAAAGCACUUGCCGAUAGACUUUUACAUGCAUACUUCGUACACGUCAAUCGUGGCUGGCCGAUCGUUGACGAGGACCUUUCAAUGGCCAGGUACCGAAACCAUGAUCCCCAAAACCCGCUCGCGUUGUCGCUUCUAAAUGCAAUGAUGCUUGUUGGUGCACAUGUUCUAUCUGCGAACGACGAGGAUAUGAAGGGCCUGAAGUCUGUUUUCUACCGGCGGGCAAAGCUUCUCAUUGAUCAUCGCAUAGAUCAAGAUCGCACUGCGUACAUCCAAACAGCCAUUCUGAUGACCUGGCACUCGGACGGCUUGGAGGAUCUUAUGGCAAACGCAUGGUAUUGGAUCGGCACAGCAUGCCGUGUAGCCUAUGGCCUUGGUAUUCAUCGUGACUGCACUCCAUCAAUACUAUAUGACGUUCACAAAAGAACAUGGAUCAGGCUAUGGUGGAUCUUAUUCCAGUUUGACACCAUCUUGUCCACAGCAUUGGGUCGCCCUCAAGCGAUUAAUAUCGAAGAAUCAGACGUGCCUGAACUUGAAACAACUCACUUCGAAGGUAUUCCGAAAGCAGAAGUCAAUUUUGUCAUUCACCAUACCCGUUUAUGCAAGAUCAUUUCGGAAGUAACAAAGCAGAGGUGGGCUCUAAGGGCAUCAUUUGAGGCUCAGGCAGAUGCGACGCGAGCAGCAGAUGAGAAGCUUGCGCAUUUCCUCACACAUCUUCCGCUCGACCUACGCCCAUCUUCACCUGCUCGGAGUGUUUGGCAGGCAACGUUGAGCUUCACGUACAAUAAUUUUGCUUUGCUUCUCCAUCGACCACCACCCAAGAUCGGUCUCCAUGGCCCAACAACCGGAUCUAUUAGCAGUGCCGCUAUAUGCAGCGACGCGGCACUUUCUAUUACAUCCCGCAUGGAGGAAGUCAAGUCUAUGGAAUCUACCUCACACGUUUGGGGCAUGAGUAUUUACGCCCUGUUUACUGCCAUUGUUUAUGCCAGCACCUCACUCGGUACAGAGAAUUCACUCAUAACAGCAAAGUCCGUUUCAAUGUUCGAAUCGCUGUUUACAUCCCUUCAUGAUUUGUCGUAUUAUUGGCAACUUGCAUUAAGUCUCCGAUCACUUUAUGAACAACGACUGCGGAAGAUCAAAAGGCAGAAGCAGCAGCUGAAUACUAGGGCGGUCGCACACGGUUCUGCUAGCAUCCACUCUGGGGAUCCUGUGUCAUUGGACACAAGAGCAGUCGAUGGAGCAGAUCAGGGACAAGAGGUCGCCAACGCACCGGAUACUCAUCCAUUAUGUGAAAGCUACUUUGGAGAUUUUGGAGAAGAAACUGACUUUCUAUUGAACGACAUCUUGUUAGAAAACUUAAUGUUCCACGAUAACUCGAGUAUUGGAAACCUAAUAGAUCUAUAA